Ooceraea biroi (clonal raider ant) is the source of this 798-nucleotide messenger RNA. RefSeq lists its product as uncharacterized. Gene Ontology annotation, molecular function: DNA binding. Lineage: Eukaryota; Metazoa; Arthropoda; Insecta; Hymenoptera; Formicidae. The record is from RefSeq and is a predicted model, not a curated record. Gene Ontology annotation, biological process: DNA integration; DNA transposition.
AUGCUUAGUGAGAUCAAUCGCGGCCGUAUAAUCGGUAUGUGGGAGCACGGUGCAAGUCUCGAAGAGAUUUGUAACCGUAUUCCAUGUUCCGUAAAGACGGCAAGAAGGUGGAUACGUGCAUGGCAACAAGGUGGUGAAGAAGCUUUGCGCGAUCAUCGUAAGGAUAAUCGCCGACCACGGAAAAGAACUGCAGAAGACAAUGACGCUUUAGUCAGACAAGUAGAUGUCAAUCCUUUUGCUCCAGUAUCGAAUGCCAUUAAUGAAUUGCAGUUGCCGAUUUCUCGGUGGACAGCACGACGACGUUUACAUGAAGCUCAUGUUCAUUGUUAUCGUGCUACACGAAAAAUCGCGCUUACGCAACGACAUCGCAAAGAUCGCGUUGCUUUUGCGUUGCAAGAGUUAAUGACAUCCGAGGAAGAUUGGGAUAUCACUAUUUGGACUGAUGAGAAAGUAUUUUGUUCUGCAGUUGAUCACCGUCUUCAUGUUUGGAGACCUAAUAAUCGCAGAUUUGAUCCGAGGUAUGUUAUUCCUCACGAGCGAAGUGGGCGCAUCACUUGUGCAAUGUGGGGGUGGAUUAGUUUACAUUGUCCAGGUGAUUUAAUCGAAGUGUCGGCACACAUGAAUGCUGUAGAGUACAUAGAUAUUUUGGAAAACGUUUUGCUUCCCCGCGUCCGAAAUAUAUUUACAGCAGCAGAUGUGCCGACGUUUCGAUUAGUUCAGGACAAUUCUGCCGUUUACACUUCCUGCAUUGUACAAGAAUGGUUCGCACAACAUCCAGAGAUUGUGGUUCUUAAUUGA